Trematomus bernacchii (emerald rockcod) is the source of this 1188-nucleotide messenger RNA. It is a transcript of the gene aimp1a, whose product is annotated as aminoacyl tRNA synthetase complex interacting multifunctional protein 1a. The record is from RefSeq and is a predicted model, not a curated record. The transcript is spliced from 7 exons. The coding region runs from base 144 to 1091 and encodes 315 amino acids. NCBI's taxonomy places the organism in Eukaryota, Metazoa, Chordata, Actinopteri, Perciformes, Nototheniidae. Gene Ontology annotation, molecular function: tRNA binding.
AUCCGCAUACCGUAGAGAUCUACUCAAGGGGCCUGAUUCAGCUAGCUGCCUGUCUGUUCGUUGGCUAAUGUAACGUUAGCAGGACUAGCAGCUGUCAAGCCCCCUCCUCCCCUGAAACGUGUUGAGGUAGCUGCUCAGAGUAAAUGUUUUUAGCUCGCUCGCUGUUCAAGAUGUCAGGUCACAAUCCCUUGUUGAGGCUGGAGCAGCGAGCGUCUGAGGCGGACCAGAUCAUCGAGUACCUCAAACAACAAGUCCUGCUGCUGAAGGAGAAAGCCAUCGUCCAGGCCAGUGUCAGAGAAGAGAAGAAGCUGAUGGUGGAGAAUGCCAAACUGAAGAAUGACAUUGACGAUCUAAAAAAACAGCUGCUGGAAAAAGAAAAGAAGAGUGGAGUGCUGGCAGUGCCCAUGCCAUCGGGCGACAACAGUGUUGAAUGUUCGAAGCCCACCCCUCCCAAACCCUCUGUAGCACCUGCCUCCUCCCCUGCUGCUGCUGUCCAGAGCCCCCCUCCCACAGACGAGGGUAAAAAGAAGAAGCCAGAGAAAAAAGGAGGGGAGAAAACAGAGAAGAAGCAGGCAGCUCCCAGUCAAGAAGACGCCAAGGUGGACGUGUCUCGUCUGGACAUGCGUGUUGGACGUAUAAUCACCGCUGAGAAGCACCCGGACGCAGACAGCCUGUAUGUGGAGCAGGUGGAUGUGGGAGAGGCUUCUCCACGGACAGUGGUCAGCGGGCUGGUCAAGCACAUACCUCUGGAGCAGAUGCAAAACCGCAUGGCAGUCCUGAUGUGUAACCUGAAGCCAGCCAAGAUGAGAGGAGUGGUGUCCCAGGCCAUGGUGAUGUGUGCCAGCUCCCCAGACAAGGUGGAAAUCCUCGACCCCCCGAGUGGAGCAGUACCAGGGGACAGAGUCACCUUCCAGGGCUUCCCAGGUGAUCCAGACAAAGAGCUGAACCCCAAAAAGAAGGUGUGGGAGCAGAUUCAGCCCGACCUGCGCACGGACGACCAGUGUGUUGCAACGUACAAGGGAUCUGCCUUUGAAGUCGCCGGCAAGGGAGUGUGCAAAGCCCAGACCAUGAGCAACAGUGGAAUCAAAUGAAAUAACAGAGCUGCUUGAAAUAACUUGAAACAAGAUGGUGAUAAGCGAAAGUAAAUGCUUCGAAGAUGUUCAAUAAAGGGUUUUGAAAUUAAACAUA